Molecule: messenger RNA, 645 nt
Organism: Colletotrichum siamense
Lineage: Eukaryota; Fungi; Ascomycota; Sordariomycetes; Glomerellales; Glomerellaceae
Exons: 3
Coding region: 1-645 (214 amino acids)
Source: RefSeq, a predicted model, not a curated record
AUGUCUGGAACCAUCGCCAGCGGCUCUACAGAGGCGACUUCCGCUUCUGUACGCAAAAUCAACCUCGUCCGCAUAUCGCAUAUCUAUUACACAUACAAAGACUUACAGAGGGCGAAGGCUUUCUUCGAGGAUUUCGGAUUUGUCGAGGCUCAAAGAAGUAAUGGCCGCGUCUAUUAUCGCGGCUACGGGGCAGAACCUUUCAUCGCCUGUGUUUCAGUGGGCUCCGAGGAUGGAUUCGGUGGGGCAGCCUUUGCUGUUGAGUCCGAAGGUGAUCUGAUUUACGCGUCCGAAACACUUCCUAGCGCUACGAAGCCUUACGACUUGACCGAUGCUCCCGGGGGAGGAAGUUGCGUUUCCUUUCGAAGUUCGGUUGAUGGCUUUUCCUUUCAUCUUGUGUUUGGACAGAAGAUGUUGAGCACGAAUGCUUCAUUUCCUGAACUGGACUUCAACUUUCCAACCAAGAAACACAGGAAUGCAGGCACUUUCCAGCGUUUUGAGAAAGGGCCUGCACUAGUCCACAAGCUUAGGCACUUCGGCGUUUGCGUAACUGAUUUCCAGAAAACAUACGACUUUUUCAUAAGUCGUUUUAAUUUCAUCCCUAGCGACGUGAGUUUACCAGAAACUCCGCGAGGAGAGCAGCACUAA